Messenger RNA from Notothenia coriiceps (black rockcod), 2692 nucleotides. It is a transcript of the gene dhx33, whose product is annotated as DEAH (Asp-Glu-Ala-His) box polypeptide 33. Gene Ontology annotation, biological process: positive regulation of transcription by RNA polymerase I. The record is from RefSeq and is a predicted model, not a curated record. The coding region runs from base 135 to 2183 and encodes 682 amino acids. Gene Ontology annotation, molecular function: helicase activity; double-stranded RNA binding. NCBI's taxonomy places the organism in Eukaryota, Metazoa, Chordata, Actinopteri, Perciformes, Nototheniidae. Gene Ontology annotation, cellular component: intracellular anatomical structure; nucleolus. The transcript is spliced from 12 exons.
UAGCAAAACAACCACAGUGACGCUUGCCUGUCUGUCAAUGAGCAUGAUAAAUAUUUUUUGUUCCUUUUAGACAUUUCAGAAACAUCCUCAAAACGCUGAAAGGAUUCCGCUAACAGAGUCACUUUUUCUAGACCAUGCCCAACGACCACGACCAUCCACCGGCGAAAAAAUUCAAGCCGGGGUCUGUUUUCUUCCGUAACGAUAAGAAUAAACCUGGAAUGCUGCUGCCUAGAAAGGGAAAUGCAACCACUCCGAUAGAAGUCCAGAGGAAACAGCUUCCCAUCUACCAGGCGAAACCCCAGCUAAUGAACCAGCUGAGGCAGCUCCACAAUGCUAUCCUCAUAGGAGAGACUGGCUCUGGGAAGACGACUCAGAUCCCUCAGUAUCUGUACGAGGCCGGCAUCGGGCGACAGGGCCUCAUCGCCAUCACUCAGCCCCGUCGAGUGGCAGCCAUAUCUCUGGCAGGAAGGGUGGCCGAGGAGAAGAGGACACAGCUCGGCAAGCUGGUUGGUUACACAGUGCGCUUUGAGGAUGUCACCUCUUCUGAGACUAAGCUGAAGUUCAUGACAGACGGCAUGCUGCUGCGCGAGGCCAUCGGAGACCCCCUGCUGCUGCGCUACACUGUGGUGCUCCUGGACGAGGCUCACGAGCGCACCGUGCACACUGAUGUUCUGUUCGGCGUGGUGAAGGCUGCUCAACGCAGGCGCAGGGAACUAAAUAAGAUUCCCCUGAAGGUCAUAGUGAUGUCAGCCACCAUGGAUGUGGAUUUGUUCUCUGAAUACUUCAACAAGUCUCCCGUACUGUACCUGGAGGGCAGGCAGCAUCCCAUCCAGAUCUACUACACCAAGCAUCCGCAGUCCGACUACCUUCAGGCCGCACUCGUCACCAUCUUCCAGAUCCAUCAGGAAGCUCCUCUGUCUCACGACAUCUUGGUGUUCAUGACGGGUCAGGAGGAGAUCGAGGCGCUGGCUCGGACAUGUCGUGACAUCGCCAAGCAUCUGCCCGAUGGCUGCGGUCCCAUGGUGGUCAUCCCUCUGUAUGCAUCCCUCCCCCCCGCACAGCAGCUCAGGUGCUUCCAGCCAGCUCCCAAGGGGUGCAGGAAGGUCAUCCUCUCUACCAACAUUGCUGAGACGUCAGUCACCAUCUCUGGGAUCAAGUUUGUCAUAGACUCAGGGAUGGUGAAGGCCAAACGCUUCAGUCCUGACAGCGGGCUGGAGGUGCUGGCGGUGCAGCGGGUCUCUAAAGCUCAGGCGUGGCAGCGAGCGGGCCGGGCCGGCAGGGAGGAGUCCGGAUCCUGCUACCGCCUCUACACAGAGAACGAGUUUGACAGCCUCAUCCCCAUGACUGUGCCCGAGAUCCAGAGGUGUAACCUAUCCAGUGUGAUGCUGCAGCUCAUGGCUCUGGGGGUUCCAGAUGUGAUGAAUUUUGAUUUCAUGUCCAAGCCUUCUCCAGAGGCCGUCCGCUCUGCUGUGAAUCAUCUGGAGCUGCUGGGAGCUGUAGAGAGGAAGGAGGGGCAGGUCUUCCUCACUGCUCUUGGAAAGAAGAUGGCCAGCUUCCCUCUGGAGCCCCGAUAUUCCAAGACCAUCCUGCUGUCUCCGGACUACUCCUGCUCUGAUGAGAUUCUGAGCAUCGUAUCUCUGCUGUCGGUGGACACUGUACUGUUUAACCCUCCUGCCAAGCGGGAAGAGGUGCUCGCUGCUCGCAAGAAGUUCUCCUCCAGCGAAGGAGACCACAUAACGCUGCUCAACAUCUACAGAGCCUUCAAGAAAGUCAGCAGCGGUAAUAAGGAGUGGUGUCGGGAGAACUUUGUCAACAGCAGGAACAUGGGUCUGGUGAAAGACGUUCAGGCGCAACUCCGAGAUAUCUGCCUUAAGCUGAAUAUGAAGCUGGGGUCCUGUGGGGCAGAGAUGGGGAAUGUUCGCCGCUGCAUCGCCCGCGGCAUGUUCGUCAAUGCCGCAGAGCUGCAACCUGACGGCAGCUACUUGGCUCUGGACACCCACCAGCCCGUGUCCAUCCACCCCUCCUCCGUCCUCUUCCAGGGCAAGCCGGCAUACGUGGUGUUCAACGAGCUGCUGCACACGUCCCGCUGCUACAUGAGGGACCUGUGUUUGGUGGAUGCAGACUGGCUGCUGGAGGCGGCUCCAGAGUACUUUGGCCGCAAGCUCCACCCCAGCAAGAGCUAACCAGCUGAGAAACAGGACUAAAGUAAAUCUCUAUAAGGACACCUUCACUUUCCUCAGAACACCCAGUGACAACAAAACGAAAAAUGUGUUCCCUUUACAAAGACGAGUUUGGAUUAAGACACUUAUCGAUUGCAAUCACACAGAAUAUGUUCUGUGUAGUUAACUAUCUCUGGAUCUCACUACCUCCCAGUUGGCGACCUUCGUCAUGUGCCACUGCAGCAGAAAUCUGCAAACUGAGGCCUCACAACAACUUUAACUUCCUGUAAAUCAGACCUUCCUGUAGAUCAGAUUGUAUCAACAGUUUAUUUUUUCUGCUAGUAUUACAGCUUGCUUUAGCCACCUGAAACAAGUCUUUUUGAGAUGUCAUGCAUUCAUUCUUCAAACAUGUGCAUGCAUUUGAACAGCACAGGUAACAUCACAUGACACAUCCUUCAAUGUCUGAUGUAAUUGACUAGUUUUUCCUCCUUUCAAAUGUUAUCAGACUCGAUAAAAUACUACUCUCCAUAUAA